Vanderwaltozyma polyspora DSM 70294 is the source of this 756-nucleotide messenger RNA. It is a transcript of the gene NYV1, whose product is annotated as Nyv1p. Gene Ontology annotation, biological process: vesicle-mediated transport. Bases 1 to 756 code for a protein of 251 amino acids. NCBI's taxonomy places the organism in Eukaryota, Fungi, Ascomycota, Saccharomycetes, Saccharomycetales, Saccharomycetaceae. The record is from RefSeq and is a predicted model, not a curated record. The transcript has 2 exons. Gene Ontology annotation, cellular component: membrane.
AUGAAACAGUUUAAUGUCUCUUAUAUUGAGGUGCUUCAGGAUGGUAAAACUAUAUCUAGUUGUUAUUAUCAACAUACGGGAGAUAUAUCCUAUGGGUCUAUUUCUAACGAAGACUCUAGUGUAGCCAAUGUAGUUGGUACUCCUGAUAUGUUUCACAAGCUUAUUGGUGACUUGGUAUUACCAAAUAUUGUUCAUGUUGAUGGAAAUAAAGUGACGAAAAUGUCAAUUCAACUUAUAGAUGGAUACGACUGUUAUUAUACUACAAGUGCACGGAAUGACGAUAAUUAUAAAGUAUUUGUAUGUUUUACAAGGAUUGAUGUACCCAAAAUCCUACCUAUACGAUUAUUGAGUGAUUUAAAACAAUUAACUGAGGGUGAAAAUAGACUAGAGUUUGAUACUGAUGAAGAAUUAAGUUUGAAGUGCGGUGAAAUUAUAGAUGCAUUUCGUCAUGAUUUGAUCACAUUUAGAAAUAACAAUAUGGACCCAUCUGUAUCACAGUCUACAGAUCAAGACCUUGAUGAUAUAAUUCAAAUAAUGAACGAUAAUAUUGAUAAGUUUUUACAAAGACAGGAGAGAAUUUCAUUGCUGGUCGAUAAAACUUCUCAAUUAAACGAUAAUAGCAAUACAUUCAAAAGGAAGACUGUGAAACUAAAAAAUAAAAUGUGGUGGCAUAGAAUGAAAAAUAUUACUUUGGUGGGAUUCAGCAUAAUUUUAUGCAUCGCAAUCGUUUUUAUAUUUUUUUUCGACCUUAACUGA